Varanus komodoensis (Komodo dragon) is the source of this 278-nucleotide messenger RNA. It is a transcript of the gene PRLH, whose product is annotated as prolactin releasing hormone. Lineage: Eukaryota; Metazoa; Chordata; Lepidosauria; Squamata; Varanidae. The record is from RefSeq and is a predicted model, not a curated record. Gene Ontology annotation, molecular function: prolactin-releasing peptide receptor binding; neuropeptide hormone activity. Bases 1 to 270 code for a protein of 89 amino acids. Gene Ontology annotation, biological process: feeding behavior; G protein-coupled receptor signaling pathway; response to peptide hormone. The transcript is spliced from 2 exons.
AUGAGACUCCUCAUUGCCUGCCUCCUGUGUUUCCUUCUGCUGGACUGCCUUGUGCUGCCUGAUACUGAAUCCCGCAUCCUUGAGCAAUCCAUGGAAAUCAGAAAUCCUGAUAUCGACCCUUCCUGGUAUACAGGGCGAGGGAUCCGACCUGUUGGACGCUUUGGUAGGAGAAGAGCAGCAGCUGGGGAGGGUGUCCAGAAACUUGCCUACAGGCAACAGCGAGUUUGCCUCCCUAUAGAAGAAAGCAAUGGAUCACUUCAAGAUGAGUGAUGCUGCAG